Molecule: messenger RNA, 561 nt
Organism: Belonocnema kinseyi
Lineage: Eukaryota; Metazoa; Arthropoda; Insecta; Hymenoptera; Cynipidae
Exons: 1
Coding region: 1-561 (186 amino acids)
Source: RefSeq, a predicted model, not a curated record
AUGCAAAAGUUUCCAAGAGAAAACAUUAAAAUUCCUUUGCACUUAAAACUAGCUGAUGAUAAUUUUGAUACGCCGGCGAAAGUUGACAUGCUACUAGGUGUCAGUCCUGCAUUAUCAAUGUUUUGUAACGGUGAAAUAAUUAUAAAUAAUGAAUUAAUUUUACAAAAGACAAGACUUGGUUGGGUAAUCGGUGGUAGCUUUAAUUUAUCACGAAUAAAUAAACGGUCCAAAUGCAUGACGACAAACAUAGAAUUCGAUUUAGAAAGAUUUUGGACGUUGGAAGAAACACAAGAAAAUCAGAGGCAUUGGUCAGACGAAGAGUUGUUUUGCGAAGCACACUUCAAAAAGCUCGUACGUAGAAAAGAAGAAAGGAGAUUUGUAGUAGCAUUACCUUUUAAAGAAGGUUGCGACAAGCCAGGCAACUCGCGACCAAUAGCCAUGAGAGGAAUAAUGUCACUUAAAACCAAAUUUAAAAGGAACACAAAAUUGCAGAUAGAUUAUACGAAGGCAAUCGACGAAUAUAUUAAAUUAAAUCACAUGUCUCUUCUAGAGAUGCCCUAA